CUGACUCUGACCUUCGAAAUUAUACUCUUUAUAGACAACUUAUUAGAAAAAUAUUGUUGGAUUAUGGAACUUCACUUUCUUGGCACAGGGUCAUGUUAUCCGUCUCCUAACAGAGGAGCCUCGUGCAUUGUUUUACGGCACGAGACAGGCUGUUGGAUGUUUGAUUGUGGGGAAGGGACCCAGAUUCAACUCAUGAAAAGUACUCUAAAACCGGGAAGAGUCAAUAAGAUUUUUAUCACUCAUCUUCACGGAGAUCACCUCUUUGGUUUACCUGGCCUUCUUUGCACAUUAGGAUUGAACUGUGCUGAAAAUAAGCAGCCCAUUGAAAUCUAUGGACCCGUUGGCCUGAGGAAGUUUGUUAGAUUGUCUCUGGAAUUGUCACAAUCAUUGCUUGGUUAUUGCUACUCUGUCACCGAGCUGCAGUCUUUUGCAUCAGGAACUAAUGAGGAACAGGCACACUCAUCAUCUGCAUCAGACAGUUUACACCCAAAUGAGACUCAUGGGGGAAUGAUUCUUGCCAAUGAUAAAGGUGUAUGGGAAGUUUGCCAAGAAGGAAAUUUAACUGUGUUUGCAGCGCCACUUAAACAUCGUGUUACAUGUUUUGGUUAUGUGAUUCAAGAGAAACAGCUUCCUGGAAAACUGGACCCUAAUAUUUUAAAAAGUAAAGGUAUUCCCCCAGGUCCUCUUUAUGCAAAAAUCAAGAAUGGUCAAACAAUAACAGCUCCUGAUGGUAGUCUAAUCAAGCCUACAGAUGUACUAGGGUCACCACGCCCUGGUCGUAAAGCUGUUAUCCUUGGAGAUACAUGUGACUCUUCAAGGAUUGUAGACAUUGCUUCUGAUGCAGAUGUUGUUGUUCAUGAAGCUACUCUUGAGAAUGAAUUGAUGGCUCAGUGCAUAGAUCAUGGUCAUUCAACUCCAGAAAUGGCUGGACAGUUUGCAAGGAAAAUCAAAGCCAAAAAACUGGUUCUCACACAUUUUAGCCAAAGAUACAAGAGAAUUAGUGACAUUGAAGGAAGUGGCACUGAUGACACUGCAACUGUAAAAAAACUUCUUAUGCAAGCUGAGGAGGCAUUUCUACCAGGAAAUGUUGUUGAUGCUGAUGAUUUCAUGGUUAUACAAAUUCCUCAAAAGCAAUAACAAAGCACUUUUAAUUCUGUUCAUACCUACAUCUAAUGUAGUGUUCACAAACAAUACAGUUCUCUCAAUUUUUUUUACACGCACCUGUAUGAUACUGACAUGUAAUGCUAUAAUUUAGCCAACAGGAAAAAUACCUUAAGUUAAACAAUUAUCUUAUGAAACCAAUGAAUUUAUCUAACUAUACUUUUGAGGUAACUAUUACAAGGGAGCAACUCCUAACCUACAUAAUCCACUAUACACUUAAUUUCAGCUACUGCUGAUACACAGUGGAAAUUGCCUUCCUCUGA
Molecule: messenger RNA, 1424 nt
Organism: Pocillopora verrucosa
Lineage: Eukaryota; Metazoa; Cnidaria; Anthozoa; Scleractinia; Pocilloporidae
Product: zinc phosphodiesterase ELAC protein 1
Cellular component (GO): nucleus
Molecular function (GO): 3'-tRNA processing endoribonuclease activity
Source: RefSeq, a predicted model, not a curated record